Molecule: messenger RNA, 4554 nt
Organism: Komagataella phaffii GS115
Lineage: Eukaryota; Fungi; Ascomycota; Pichiomycetes; Pichiales; Pichiaceae
Product: Plasma membrane ATP binding cassette (ABC) transporter
Exons: 1
Coding region: 1-4554 (1517 amino acids)
Biological process (GO): xenobiotic detoxification by transmembrane export across the plasma membrane
Cellular component (GO): membrane
Molecular function (GO): ABC-type transporter activity; ATP hydrolysis activity; ATP binding
Source: RefSeq, a predicted model, not a curated record
AUGAGCAAUCGAAGUCUUGAACACGAGAUAGAGAACAUUUCGGUGAAUGGGUCUGAUUCCGAAUUGGCGCCAUAUGAAGGUUACGAUGACCAUGCUGAGGAACAAGUCAGGGAGCUCGCUCGUAAAUUAACUAACCAAUCAGCUGCAAAUGCUACGGAAUCAAGUCAAGAUCUAAUUAGAACAUUAACUUCUUUUUCGCAAGUUCCUGGAGUACAAUCUUUUGAAGGUGAUAUUGAUCCUAGACUGGACCCCAGCUCUCCACAGUUCAACGGUUCUUUUUGGAUCAAGAACUUUAGAAAAACGAUGGAUACCAAUCCAGAUUAUUACAAGCACUCCUCGUUAGGUAUCGGAUACAGGAAUUUGAGAGCAACAGGUGCUGCAUCUGAUGCUGAUUUUCAGGCAACAGUUUCUAAUUUGCCCUUGAAAUAUAUGCAAAGUAUCCGGUCUCUCCUAAGAAAUAAUACCAGUGAGGAAGGCCGUUUUGAUAUUUUGAAGACGAUGGAUGGCUUAAUGCUGCCGGGCACAGUGACAGUUGUCUUAGGUAGACCUGGUGCAGGUUGUUCAACUUUGCUGAAGACGAUCGCAGCUCAUACCUAUGGUUUUGAGGUUGCUCCAGAGUCUGAGAUAUCAUAUGAUGGUCUCAGUCCCAAACAAAUUAUCAGCAACUACAGAGGAGAGGUCGUCUACUCUGCUGAAACCGAUGUACAUUUCCCUCAGUUAACUGUUGGUGAUACCUUGAAAUUUGCUGCUCGUAUGAGAACUCCGCAGAAUCGUCCUGAAGGAAUUAGUAGGGAAGCCUAUGCCAAUCAUUUAGCGGACGUUUAUAUGGCUACUUACGGUCUCAGUCACACAAGAGGUACGAGGGUCGGUAAUGAUCUUGUGAGAGGUGUAUCUGGCGGUGAAAGAAAGCGUGUCUCCAUUGCAGAGGUUUCUCUUUGCGGAGCUCAAUUGCAAUGUUGGGACAAUGCCACUAGAGGGUUAGAUGCUGCAACUGCCUUGGAGUUUAUCAAGGCAUUGAAGACUCAAACUUCCAUUUUGGAUACUACCGCAUUGAUUGCUAUUUAUCAAUGUUCACAGGAUGCCUAUGACUUGUUUGAUAAUGUCGUUUUAUUGUAUGAAGGUUACCAGAUUUUCUUUGGUACUGCGGACUCUGCUAAGAAUUUCUUCGUUGAAAUGGGCUACGAUUGUCCAGCCAGACAAACGACGGCAGAUUUCUUGACAUCUCUUACCAAUCCUGCUGAAAGAAUUGUACGCAAAGGUUUUGAAGGUAAAGUUCCAAAGACUCCUGAAGAGUUUUCUCAAUAUUGGAGAGCUUCCCCGGAGUAUGCUGAGCUGGCAAGACGUGUUGACGCCUACAUUCAAGAGAACAAAGAUGGCCAUGGUGCACAGGCGUUCCAUGAUGCCCAUGUUGCCAAACAGGCAAGCUCAUCCCGCCCAAGCUCGCCUUUCACUCUAUCAUUCUGGAUGCAGAUAAGAUAUGUGAUGGGUAGAAACUUUCUUAGAACUAAAGCGGAUCCUUCUAUUACCUUAUUCUCUGUCAUUGCCAACUCAAUUAUGGGUUUAAUUUUAUCGUCAUUGUUCUACAACCUACCAGCUACCACAGGUUCUUUUUAUACCCGUACUGCGGCAUUAUUUUUCGCAGUGCUCUUUAAUGCCUUUUCUUCCAUGUUGGAAAUUAUGGCAUUGUUCGAGUCCCGUCCAAUUGUGGAGAAGCAUAAGAAAUAUGCCCUUUACCAUCCUUCUGCUGAUGCUUUGGCGUCUAUCAUUACUGAACUCCCGCCCAAGAUUUUGACAUCCAUUGCCUUCAACUUAAUCUAUUAUUUUAUGGUGAACUUUAGAAGAGAGCCAGGCCGAUUCUUUUUUUACUUUCUGAUAUCGAAUUUUGCAACACUUUUCAUGUCUCACAUCUUUCGAACCUUAGGUGCUGCCACCAAGACAUUGUCCGAGGCCAUGACCCCCGCUGCCCUUAUGCUACUGGCUAUGGUUAUUUACACUGGUUUUGUUAUUCCAACCCCGAACAUGCUUGGUUGGUCCCGUUGGAUUAACUAUAUAAAUCCAAUUGGUUAUGUUUUCGAAUCACUAAUGUGUAAUGAGUUCCAUGGAAGAGACUUUGAAUGCUCACAAUUUGUACCUGAUGGUCCAGGCUUUGAAAAUUAUGGUCUGGAGAACAAAGUUUGCUCUACUGUCGGAGGCCUACCAGGUGACUCAUUUGUUUCCGGAUCUCGUUAUCUGGUCGAAUCUUUCAAUUACGAUAACGGCUGGAAAUGGAAAAAUUUUGGAAUUAUCGUUGGUUUCACCGUGUUUUUCUUGAUUGUUUACAUGAGUUUAUGCGAGUUACAGAAAGGUGCUAUGCAGAAGGGUGAGAUUGUCUUAUUUCAGGCUUCAACGCUAAGGAAAAUCAAAAAGCAGAACAAAAAUAGAGUAUCUGACGUUGAAUCAAGUGAUUCAAACGAAAAAAUAAUUACGGAGCAGGAUGCAUCUGAUGAGGGCGAAGGUGUCGCUGCACUGCAGGCUGGGAAGGAUAUAUUUCAUUGGCGUGAUGUCUGUUAUGACAUCAAACAAAUUAAUAGAAGAAUCUUAGAUCACGUUGAUGGGUGGGUUAAACCUGGUACACUGACUGCACUUAUGGGUGCAUCUGGUGCUGGUAAGACCACUCUGCUCGAUGUUUUGGCAAACCGUGUUACGAUGGGUGUUGUUACUGGUAAUAUGUUUGUCAAUGGUCGUUUGAGAGAUUCUUCAUUUCAAAGAUCGACUGGAUAUGUUCAACAACAGGAUUUACAUCUAGAAACUUCAACUGUCAGGGAAGCUUUAAGAUUCUCCGCAUACUUGCGGCAGCCAAAAUCUGUAUCAAAAGCUGAGAAAGACGCCUAUGUCGAGAAUGUCAUUAAGAUUUUAGAAAUGUCUAAGUAUUCCGAUGCUGUUGUUGGUGUUGCUGGUGAAGGACUGAAUGUGGAGCAGAGAAAAAGAUUGACCAUCGGUGUUGAACUAGCAGCUAAACCUCAAUUGUUACUGUUUUUAGAUGAGCCCACUUCAGGUCUAGACUCUCAAACUGCUUGGUCUAUUUGUAAAUUGAUGAGAAAACUUGCCGAUAAUGGCCAAGCUGUUCUUUGUACUAUCCACCAACCUUCGGCCAUCUUACUUCAAGAAUUUGAUAGAUUAUUGUUUUUGCAAAAAGGUGGUCAAACUGUCUAUUUUGGAAACUUAGGUAAGAAUUGCACCUCACUUAUACAAUACUUUGAAAGUCAUGGUUCUCCCAAAUGUCCACCUGAGGCUAACCCAGCAGAGUGGAUGUUAAGUGUUAUCGGAGCUGCGCCUGGAUCUGUUGCUGAUAAGGAUUAUCAUCAAGUUUGGUUAGAAUCUGCUGAGAGAGCCGCUGUUCGUGAAGAGCUAGCUAUUAUGGAAAGAGAGUUAGUAAAAAUUCCUAAGGACGACUCACCUGAGGCCAGAAUGGAGUUCGCUGCCCCACUCUUAAGCCAGUAUUUCAUUGUUCUGGCGAGGGUUUUUCAGCAGUAUUGGAGAACUCCAUCUUAUCUUUGGUCGAAGAUUCUUCUGACAAUUAUUUCAGCUCUUUUUAACGGGUUCUCAUUCUUCAAAGCCAGUAACUCUCUUCAAGGUCUGCAGAAUCAAAUGUUUUCGAUAUUCAUGUUUACGAUUAUAUUAUUGACUAUGAUUCAACAAAUGUUACCCCAUUACACAGCUCAGAGAGAUCUAUAUGAAGCUAGAGAAAGACCUUCCAAAACAUUCUCUUGGCUGGCUUUCAUCUUGGCACAAAUUACUGUUGAGGUUCCAUGGCAAUUGGGUGUCGGAACUAUUGGUUUCUUUUGUUGGUAUUAUACUGUUGGUUUCCAGAAUAAUGCCACAUCUGCAGACAUUCAUGAAAGAGGUGCGUUAAUGUGGUUGUAUGUUACGGCUUUCUAUAUUUACACGUCUACUCUUGGUCAAGCCUGUGUUGCGGGUAUGCAAGUAUAUGAUAAUGCUGCAAAUUUGUCAACUUUGUUAUAUACCAUGUCUUUGAACUUUUGUGGUGUUUUGAAAAUUCCUACUGGAUUUUGGAUUUUUAUGUACCGAGUUUCACCCUUCACUUAUUGGGUUCAAGGUGUGCUUGCUGUUGGUUUAGCUAAUUCGGAUUUGGAAUGCUCCAAUGUUGAGUUACUGCUGAUACAGCCACCCAAUGAAAUGACUUGUUCUGAAUAUCUCGACCCUUAUAUCGAGUUGACCACAGCUGGUUACAUCGUGGAUGAAGAUCAAAAUGCUACUUCUGAUUGCCGUUUCUGCCCUGCAUCUUCUACAAACACUUUUCUCUCCUCAGUCCAAUCGAAGUAUUCAGAAAGAUGGAGAAACUGGGGUAUUUUCAUAUGUUAUAUUGCUAUCAAUAUGUUCUUCACUGUUUUCUUCUAUUGGCUUUGCAGAGUGCCAAAGUCCAAUAAUAGAGUCAAGAAUGAAGAAGCAUCUGAAGCUGAGUUGGAGCAAAUUACUAUUGAAAGACAACAAACGCGCGAAUCCAAGCAUUCCAAGAACUCUCUUUCUCGUAGAGCUACGUCUACCAGAGCUUAG